GCUGAUCCAGCUGGAGGGCAGUUGGCCAACGACCGCGUCCGAACGCGGUCCUUUCGCAUUCGCAAAUACUUGGGAUAUACUUGGCUGGCGGUAUCAAGGUCAAACGACAGCUUCGAUCGAAACGGUCGUAAGCGACGAUACUUCGAAAUAGGCGUGUCACAUCGGUGUUAGAUCGUUGUCCACCGCAUGCAAGUACGGACGUGUUGGAUAAGGAUCGCCAAGAGAACCAUGAGGUGGAUAGCAGCAAUCGCUGGCUUUUUCCUGAUCUUCAUCUUUCCACGGGAUAUCGAAGCCCGUACUGAAGCGAAACGCAGUAUAGACCUGAACGAUGUUUACCUAUCGAAAGUAAAUCAACGCAGAUUACCAACGGAAGUAGUGCCCAUCAGUUAUCACGUAGAGCUUGAACCUUUCAUCGGAAACGACAAAUUCAACGGUCGAGUCAGCAUCGACGUCACUUGGACAGAUAUCAGUGACACGAUCGUUUUAAAUGCUCAUCCGGACCUAGCGAUCACCAACUACAAUGUUAAGAUCAUUCAGGCAUCGUUUGAAGAGAGGGAAAAAGGUUUGCCGCUGAUGGAUGUAAACGUUGCGAGGGUCAGCCGUCGCAAUCAAUGGCAAUCCAGCUACGCAAUUUAUCUCGAACAGAUGUUGAAGAACGGUAGCAGCUGCGAGAUAAAUCUCGCUUUUACCGGAAAUCUGACUACCGACGAAACCAGCGGCUUAUUCAGACAUGAAUAUUCCGACUCCAAUGGAAAGAAACAUUCCUUCGUAGCUACAAACCUCAGAUUGGACAAUGCACAGACUGUUUUCCCUUGCAUGGACGAACCUCCUUACAAAGCGGCCUUCAAACUCAGCGUCUUACGGCCAAAGAACAUGACUGCCCUUUCGAACACUCCGUUAGAACUUAUCACAGACUCAACCGAGGACCCGAAUUUAGUUUGGGAUCAUUUUGAGCUGACGCCGCAAAUAUCGACGUACCAGUUAGCUUUGAUAGUGUCGGAUUUCCAGAACAUCUCUCCUACGCAGGAAAUCAAUGAAAUGGAUGGAAGAAAGCUCAAGAUCAACGUGUGGGGACGAAAGGAAUUCUUGGACUCUUUGUCAGACGUUCCUGACAAAGUUGUCAGGAUUAUAAAUUAUUUGCAGGACUACUUCAACAGCUCGAUUGUUUUACCGAAACUCGAUUUGGUAGCGGUCCCUUCGUACGGUGCUACCAAAGCAUCUGACAGUUGGGGCCUGAUGUUCUUCAAAGAAAGUGAACUGAGCAGCCCAUCUAUUUGGAAUACAGCCUACGAAUUGAUUUACCAAUGGAUCGGUCAAUACAUCACACCAUUUCGUUGGAGCGAUGCACCUGUUAACAAAGCACUGAAUUCGUUCUUAGCCUCGAUGACGACGGUGAACCUCAAUCCAGACGAAAUGGAAGGAAAAUGGCCAAUGACCAUGUUAUAUUCCCUUUAUUACGAAUUUGGAAAGUUCGAACCUUUCUCAAGGGUCGGUGGCAUCAGAAACGAAGCUACAUCGGCGAAAACGGAACUGGUAUUCAGGAUGUUCAAUUACACUCUAGGCAAAGAUCUGUUCCAGAAAGGCGUUCGAAAUUUCAUUCGACAAAAUUCGGAAGAAAAUCAACGAACCUUUUUCGCAGAUGACAUUUACAGCCGAUUGAACGAUGUCGCGGCUGAAAUGGACAUUUUACCAAACGGCUUGACAGUCAAUUCUAUCGCGGGGCCAUGGACUAAUCGUGAUAGGGUACCAUUGGUCACUGUCAUUCGCGAAUAUGAAACUCAAACAAUUACGCUUAGCCAAAAAGUCUACCUCAGGGAAGCUGCACGAGCCUCCGCUCCUAAAGUUUCUUAUGAAUGGGAUAUACCGAUAGUAAUGAUGUCCCAAGAAAAAUUGGAAUUUCAAGCACCUUGUCGCCUAUGGUUGACAAAAGGAAUUAAAGCAAAGAAUUUGACAGAUAUCGCCAACGAAAAUCAGUUUAUCAUUGUCAAUCCGGAGGAAAUAGGUAUGUUCCCGGUAAACUAUGACUCCUGCAACUGGAAAAUGUUAUCGCAGUAUUUACAAGGACCAGACCGAGAAAGGAUUCCGGUUUUAACCAGAGCAAAACUCCUUCACGAUUCUUGGAAUCUAGCAUAUUCUGGAGAAUUAUGCUUCGGGAUUGCAUUAAAUAUGACUCUGUUUUUGAAAGAAGAAAGAAGUCACGUCGUAUGGGAACCAGUCUUUAUGAUGAUCGAUCAUAUCGGUAGACGUAUCGAGGGUUUCGAUGUAUAUCCGAAAUUUGAGGCAUAUAUACGCACUUUAUUGAAGCCUCUAUACGAAGAACUUAAUAAAACUAUAGAACAGAAUGAACCAUCUUGGAAAACUCACAUGCGAGGAAUGGCGAAAAAUUUCCUUUGUCGUGCUGGAUACGAACCAUGUGUUAACGAAGCAAGGGAUCAGUACAAAAAGUGGCUGACGGAUAAGGAACCAGAUAAAGGAAAUCCAGUUGCCAAUGAAUUUAUUUGUCCAGUAUUUAAAUGGGGUUCUGAAGAGGAAUGGGAAUUUGGACUUCAACGUGUUAUAAACUUCCCUCAAAAUAGUCCAGAAAGGAAACAAAAUGAACGCACAUAUCUCUUGAAAUCCUUAGCUGGUUGUCCAAAAGACACAUAUAAAAUUGAAAGGUUGUUAAAUGUAACAAUUCUCGAUCAGAAUGGAAACUUUACUGAUUCAGAUAUCCAACUAAUUUUUGUUACAUUAAGUGGUGGAGCAGCUGGUUACACAACUCUUCUCAACUUUUUAACUGAUAACUGGGAUACAGUGAAACAGAGAUUUGAAGAUAAAAAACACCUUUGGUACCGCAUGAUAGAAUCUGCAACUUCUUCAUUUACCUGUCAAAAGGGUUUAGAUUUAGUUCAUAAAUUGUACGAAAGCCAUUCAGAAGAAUUUCCACCCGAUCUUAUGAAUGAAAAAACUUCCAAAACAGAAAUAAAAGAAUGGAACGAAAAGAACCUUCCAGUAAUUGAUGCUUGGCUUAUGGAAAAUCUGCCAAAAGAGGAACUGAAAAUUAUUCAAGCUUAUGCAGUCAACACUACUACUCCCCUUUCGGUUGAACUUGAAUUUUGAAUUGUACAAAAGUAUUAACAAUUUAGAAAUAUGAAAAAGAAUUUUUAAUUUUCCGGAGUGUUUACAAGCUAUAUUUUAAACCAAUGACACACUGCUUGGUUUAGACAUAUAAAUAAUACCAGGACUUCUAACAAUAAAAUGAAAGAUUAUUAUAUACUAAAAUAUAAAUUAUGUGAAGUUAUUAAGAGAAUUAGAUUUAAUAAUAAUAACUUGGAUUUAAUAAUAAUUUGUUGUUAUAAUUUUCUUUAUUUAUUAAAGGUACAAAGCUUUUACCUAUGUAUAAUUGCUAUUAUAUAUGUAAUUUAAAUUUGAAUAAACAAUACAAUUAUAUACAAUGUAAAUUUAUCAAGAUCUGAUAAAAUUUACAAAUAACUUUUAUCUGUAAAGAGGAGAACUUCAUUUAUAUCAUCUUAAUUACUGCUUAAUCGAAUAAAAAUUUAACAAUAAUAUAAUAA
Frieseomelitta varia is the source of this 3554-nucleotide messenger RNA. RefSeq names its product aminopeptidase N. Lineage: Eukaryota; Metazoa; Arthropoda; Insecta; Hymenoptera; Apidae. Gene Ontology annotation, biological process: peptide catabolic process; proteolysis. Gene Ontology annotation, molecular function: peptide binding; metalloaminopeptidase activity; zinc ion binding. The transcript has 15 exons. The record is from RefSeq and is a predicted model, not a curated record. Gene Ontology annotation, cellular component: cytoplasm. Bases 187 to 3099 code for a protein of 970 amino acids.